Molecule: messenger RNA, 1188 nt
Organism: Sordaria macrospora k-hell
Lineage: Eukaryota; Fungi; Ascomycota; Sordariomycetes; Sordariales; Sordariaceae
Source: RefSeq, a predicted model, not a curated record
AUGGCCUCCCACGCUCCCGCUCACUUACCAACUGAGUCCGAAUCUCCCACGCUCAGGAGCCUGCUUUCCGUCUUUGGCGCUGGACCGGCGCGCCAAAAGUCCGAGUCAGUGACCGAGGAAAAGGACCUGGAGGAUGUCCGUGGUCAGCCCCCUCUUCCGUCUGCCAGCAACAUCUUCGGGAACGUAUCAGCAGUCACCAAAGUGAUCUGGGCCUUCACCAAAAAUGACUUGUUCACCGCCACGCUACCCAACGCCAUCUUCGCCAUCACAGCCGCAAUCGCUGAUAGUCAUCUCCGUGGCGAGGCCACCUUUUCCGAAAUAAUCGCCAGAUUCCCACUCACCUACUUCUUCAACUUCUACGCCCUACUCAUCUUCCAUCUCGGAAACCAGCGGCCCCGGGAGCCCAUCGCCGAGGGGCGGGUAACCAACACCAACAAGCCCCGAAGGCUCUUCUCGCCUGCCCCCUCCGGCAAGACCUUCACAACGCCCGAGCAGAUCCGCCGCGCCUACCUCGUCCUUCUCCCCAUCACCCUCGCCCUCAACCACUUUUUUGGCGUCUGGCACGAAGGGCUGAUGAUUCACCUCAUGACAUUCAUCUUCAACGACCUCGGCGGCGGCAACGAGCCCCUUGUUCGCGACAUCAUCCUGGGCAUUUCAUUCGGGUACAUCAACUCUGCCUCUCUCAAGAUCGCCCUCAACGCCCUCACCAGCACCACCAGCAAAAGCAACAGCAAUAGCCCGCACAGCCACACCUGGACCUGGCUCAACCUCGUCAGCGUCCUGAUCGCCACCACCAUCGGCUGCCAGGAAUUCAACAACAAGAACCACAAGGACCACCACUCCCAGGGAGGAGGAGGAGGACACCACCAAGAGGGUGGCGGCGGCGGCGGCGGCGGCGACAAGUCGGUGAAGCGCAAAAGGGCGCUAGCCAUCUUCCUCGGCGAAGCGGCGGUGCCGCGGGCGCAGCUGGCCAUGAUGAUGCCUCUCUGGACGCUCGUCUGCGCCGUGUUCUGGCGGCUGAAAGUCCCCGUGGCUUCCUCGUUUGUGCUCUAUUCGCUGUUUGUGGCGAGCCGGGUGCUCACGCAGCGAAGUGUUGGCGCGGAGGAGCGGACGUGGAGGUUUUGGGCGAGGUGGACGGUUGUGGUUUAUUUGUUUCCUCUUGUUGCCGUUUUGUCGUCGACGGAUUGA